CACAAUCGCAGGUGGCCGCCGUAGUUACACUUCGCUUGUCAGUUUUCAUUGAUCGGUCCUCGUAAGUCGCAUUAUCGGCGCGUUUUUUCAAUUGUUCAAUUUCCAUCGUCGAUAUUUGAGCUUAAGUAUGUGUGGUAGUCACGAUGAUUCGACUCCUGUGGUGUCUAAUUCUAAUUGAGCUACAUGUAGAUGCCAAUUUGAAAAACUGUCCUGGGACCAACGUGAAGUUUGAAAAAGUCUUGGGUCUACGACCUCCUAACGCCAGUAACCCCGUGUUGUUGUACCAAUUGGAAAAAGGAACACCCCUGAGGCCUAUAACUUCGGAAUGUAUAGCUAAGUGCCACUCAGACGACGAAUGCGCCAGCUUCGUUUUAUAUUACAGCGAAUUCCGGUGUUACUGGUUCAAAAAUGAUAUUAAAGGAGCAGAAGAAUCCGAGAACAUCAUCGACGAGGACACCGCCUGGUUCAUCAAAGUUUGCUUCAAAAAGGUUGACUGUGGUAAGUUAUGGACUUUCGAGAGAAUCCCUGGUGCUGUUUUAAUAGGAAAUAACACCAAGACACUACCUCGACCCUUAACUAGAACUGACUGCCAGCAACACUGCCUCAAUGAAACGGAAUUUCUCUGCAGAUCGGUAAAAUAUAAGAUACUCUCUAACAAUUACUUAUCCAGUACCGAAAUAUUAGGGACUUGCACCCUUUCCAAUGCCGACAGGCAUCUCCUUCCUAAUUCUUACAGAGUAUCCGGAUACGACGAAGAAUACUUUGAAAAUCAGUGCUGGAAUAAUCGCACUGUGGAAAGGCAAGUUCGUAUUAUAGAUUUUGAAAAUGAAUUCUGUGCUUACGAAGAAUAUGAAAAUGUUACACUUUCUCACAGUGAUAUAUUGUUUGAAAAAAGAACCAAAGACGAGUGCCAACAUCUCUGUGAAGAGUUUACAAAUUUUGUCUGUAGAGGUUUUAGCAUUAUAAAUAAUGUGUGCUGGCUGCACAGCGAAGAUAGCAAAAUUCAUGGACCAAAAAUUUUAAAGGAGAAUGCCAAAUCAACAUAUUAUGAAAAAGCCAGGUGCUUAAAUAUUUCUGUUUCUUGUACCGAAACUUACAUGACGAUACAAUAUGUUCCCGAAAUAAAAUUUUUUGGAAAAGUAUACAUGCAGGGAUUUUCUGAAAAUCCCCAGUGUUACGCUACUGGCCAAGGAAAAUUCACUGUGAUAUCCCUCAAAUUACCAUUAUUGGCCAGUAAAUGCGGCAUUAUAAAAGCAGCCGGAAAUUUGAACAGAACUCUUUUGUCAGGAACAGCGGUUAUCCAGUACAAUUCUAUUAUCCAAACUCAAGGAGACAGGAUUAUUAAAGUCGGUUGUAUUUUUGGAAAUGACAGUAAGAUUUUGAUUGGCACUGGUGUAAAAAUAUCUUCGUCUUCUCCGAAUCACGGGAGCAUGUUACUGAACAACUCUACAUUUAGUACAAGAUCCCCAGAAGUAGAAAUGAGAGUGUUAGAUUUAAAUACACAUGAAGAAGUCAGCGAUUCACAAAUCGGUCAAGAAUUAGAGCUUGUCAUAGAGUUCAAAUCAAAAAAUAGUACUUACGAUAUAUGGGCAAGUCAUUUGGUUGCAAUGACGGAGAAAAGUGAAGAAUCCAUUUUCCUUUUGGAUGAUCGGGGUUGUCCCACUAAUUUAAACAUCUUUCCACCUUUAGAGAAAGUGAUUACUGCAACAUCAAGGCAACUAGUAGCUGCUUUCCAAGCUUUCAAAUUCGCCUCCUCCCCUUUUGUGAGAUUUAGCGUUUUGAUCCAGUUUUGCCCUAAUGAUUGCCCACCAGUGAAUUGUGAUCAUAACAUUGCAUCAUAUGGGAGGAGGAAGAGGGAAAUAGUUUCACACUCGAUUCAAACAAUUAAUGGCACUACAAUAGUUAAGUUAAAUAGAUCCGAGUUCGAGCGCAUGUCGGGUCUAGUCAACGAGAUGCCCCUUGAAUACGUAAUGAUAGUCAGAGACCCAAAAUUUGUUUCCGACAGGCUGGUGUUUGGAGACAAUAAGAUUUUGGUUGCCGGAUACGAUUACACAACUAACGAGGUGUGUCUCGACUAUUCGCUGGUUAUUGGAUUGAUUGUAACUUGGAUAUUAAUACAAAUAUGUUUCGUCUUGGGUUGUAUCAUGUUAGUAAAAAGGUACAAGAGAUAUUAUCAGCACGAGUGUACGAAGCAGUCCUUAGAAGAAUUGCAUAAAAAUUUUGGCAUCGGAUUCAGUAAUUUGGAGAACAGGAGAGUUCAUUGGGCAGAUAAUGAUAAUAUUUUAUAAAAUAACAUAUUUUUAAAAUCUUAGA
Molecule: messenger RNA, 2313 nt
Organism: Anoplophora glabripennis (Asian longhorned beetle)
Lineage: Eukaryota; Metazoa; Arthropoda; Insecta; Coleoptera; Cerambycidae
Exons: 10
Coding region: 144-2288 (714 amino acids)
Source: RefSeq, a predicted model, not a curated record